AUGUUACUGACGACAUUUCAGCUACCAACAUUAACAGAUUCACGCGGAGUAAACAAAAUUAGAAACUUUGGCGUUUUCGAGUUUCCAGCAACACAAAACAGCGCACUCAGUGAAACCAUUCGGAACGGUGUGGUAGAUAACAUCAAUCUCGCACUUCAACUCGCGUCAUUUUUCAGCUUUUGUGUUUGCAAUGAAAAAACGAUUAACAUGAGCGGUUUCAAGACACUCAAGACAACUCUACCAGCAACUAAACAGCAACAAAAAUCACAGUCGAGUGUGCACAAAAUUCUGCUGCAGAACGAAACGUUGCGAGAUGAGAAAUCACAAAAGAAAUUUUCAUUUUAUGGCGAAGGUGGAUGGAAGGAUGAACACAUUCAUUGUGUGCGUUGUGCAAUUCGGAGGUCAAAUGUUUCUCCAUAA
Molecule: messenger RNA, 420 nt
Organism: Clunio marinus
Lineage: Eukaryota; Metazoa; Arthropoda; Insecta; Diptera; Chironomidae
Source: the annotation of a GenBank genome assembly